UAUGAAUUCCCUUAGCGGGUUGUAUCAUCAAAGAAAGGAUAAAUUCCUAUCUCUGGUAAGACCACCCAUGAGGGUUAUUCAACUCAUUUCUCCGUCAACGCCAUUUGAGGUAGAUGCUCACCAUGAAUGACCCUAACAAAGCCUCUACCCUCGGCCUAUUUCACACCCUAACAAACAUUUGUCACAACAUUUAAGGAGAAGGCGGCUGCAUAUACAAUCACAAAAGCCCUAUAAAUAUGACUUCUCAGUUCUCUCCAUCCAUGUAAAAGCCACAGCAAGCAACUUUUUGACAUGCCAUACUGAGACGAUCGACCCAAUGGUGAAGAGGCAUGAAGCUGCCUUCAAUCUUCAGAAGCAGAGAAACUAAAACUUCAUGGAAAUGGUUACCUCUUCAUGGAGACGACCCAAUGGUGAAGAGGCUGAAGCUGCCUUCAAUCUUCAGAAGCAGAAAGACUAAAGCUUCAUGGAAAUGGUUACCUUUUCAGCACCUCAAAUCCAUAUCAUCAUUCCGAUACAAAGACAGCAUGAUGCAGCUAGACUCAUCAUGCUCACAGGCUGCAGUGGUGGAUGAAUCUGGUGGCGAGUUGAUAGAGAUGGCAGUAAAGGCACUGACAUCAAAGAGGUUGUCUUUUGAGCCAGGGGAGUCGAGCUCAUUAAUGGGAGAAAGAGGGUUCUCAUUUCAGGAGUAUGCGGUGCAAGCUAUAGAAUCCAACGACCCAUAUAUUGAUUUCAGGAACUCUAUGGAGGAAAUGGUUGAGGCUUAUGGAUUGAUGGCAGGAAAAAAGGACUGGGAUUACCUAGAGGAGCUAUUGGCGUGGUAUUUGAGGAUGAAUAGGAAGAAAAACCAUGGGUUUAUUGUCGAGGCCUUCAUUGACGUCUUUGCUGGCCUUCCUUCUUGUUCUUCUUUCUGUUCUUUUUAUUAAUUAUAGUGCUUAUAAUUCGGAUUCGUCGUCAAAAUCGAAGGACUGGUGGGAGAUUGAGCUUGAAAGCAUUCCUUCAUGUGUAGAGAAGGGAAAAUAUCGUAAAUAUUCGUGAAUAAACAAUUCAUCGAUCCAUGCAUGUAUCUGUAAAUUUGGUCAAG
Messenger RNA from Alnus glutinosa, 1081 nucleotides. RefSeq names its product transcription repressor OFP13-like. Bases 330 to 923 code for a protein of 197 amino acids. NCBI's taxonomy places the organism in Eukaryota, Viridiplantae, Streptophyta, Magnoliopsida, Fagales, Betulaceae. The transcript is spliced from 2 exons. The record is from RefSeq and is a predicted model, not a curated record. Gene Ontology annotation, biological process: negative regulation of DNA-templated transcription.